Molecule: messenger RNA, 5429 nt
Organism: Astyanax mexicanus (Mexican tetra)
Lineage: Eukaryota; Metazoa; Chordata; Actinopteri; Characiformes; Acestrorhamphidae
Gene: tlr22
Product: toll-like receptor 22
Exons: 2
Coding region: 110-3001 (963 amino acids)
Biological process (GO): inflammatory response; toll-like receptor signaling pathway; immune response
Cellular component (GO): membrane
Molecular function (GO): transmembrane signaling receptor activity; protein binding
Source: RefSeq, a predicted model, not a curated record
GGUCUGUUCUACAAAACAUAACUGCUGAAUCUGCUGUGAUUUUACUGAACAAAAAAAAACAGUAGGACUUCAAACGAUGACCAGCUGAUCUGAUUCAAGAAAUGCAAGAAUGGCAGCAAAUCUUGGAAAAGGACUUUCAAAAGAUAUCAGAAGCAUAUCACACACUAUUCUAUGGAUGUUCAUCUUCAUUAUCCAGAUUGAUGCAUUUUCUUUACAGAACUGUACUGUAAAAGGUGCUUUAAAUGACACGCACCAGUUAAACGUUCUGUGCUACAAAAUGGGCUUCUUUAAGGUUCCUUCACCAAUACCCAGCAAAGCCAGAUAUUUAGUAAUUUCCUAUAACUUCAUUUCAAAGAUCAAUGUUGGCGACUUUGAGGACCUUUGGAACCUGAGAAAUCUGAACUUAUCAAAUAACCACAUCUCAUGGAUACAACAGGGUACCUCUGAUCAUUUUCCCAAUUUGUCUGAUCUGAAUCUUUCCCACAACAAGCUGGAAAGAGUGUCCGCAGAUCUACUGCGUGGGCUAACUAAGUUGCAAGUGCUUCGUCUUGACUGGAAUGUAAUUGAGUACAUCGACCAACAUGCCUUCAAUACUCUUUCCAGUUUAAAAGUACUGAACAUCUCAAAAAAUAAGUUCGGACAAAUUGACAGAAUCAAGCCUGUGUUUGCGUCACCACAUAUGGAGGAACUGUACAUCGGAAGCAACAGCUUUGAUGUGUUUAACUCCUAUGACCUGUCAAGAUCACCUUUGGCUCUAAAAAUAAUGGAUUUGUCUAACAAUACUUUUACCACGUUCCAAAUAACGGACAACAUUUUCCCAGUUCUAGACCACCUUGAUCUCUCACAGUGUGGUCAAAAUAAACCCAUGCUGUGGAACAUCACUGAUAAGACAGUUCUGAAUUCAGUGAGAACACUUUACUUGAGUGGGGUCAAAUUUCCAGUAGAGAGUAUAGAUGCAUUACUUCAGAACUUGACUUGGGCCUCACUGCAUAAGCUAAGAAUGAGUGACAACAAGAAGGUGAAAGUGAGGCUUCUUCUACAGGCUGCAUGCUCCUCUCAACUUAACGUGCUACGUUUAAAAAGGAACAACAUCUUAGCACUGACUGAGCAUAUGUUCAAAACCUGCUUCAACCUGACAGAGCUAGACCUGUCCGAUAAUAAAAUAUCACAUAUUUCUGCACCAGUAUUCAGUGGAUUAACACAGCUGAAGACACUGCAUCUCCAACUCAAUGACCUGACCCAGGUCUCACAUGGUUUUGAAAUGCUCCCAACACUUGAAUUUCUGGACCUCAGCAGAAACAGAAUUAAGAAGCUAAGCUGUUCUGACUUUGCUAAUUUAACACAAUUGACCCACCUCUACUUGUAUUCGAACAAAAUUUCCAAACUUGAAUCAUGCCUGUUUAAAGAUCUAAAAAAUCUUCAAAUCCUGAAAAUGGGCACUAAUAAGUUAUUGGAAAUUGGCAAUGCGUUCGAAUGUGGUCCUAAUUCCUUAAAGGAGUUACAGCUGACAUACAACAGUUUAAGUGUACUCACAAAUGGAACGUUUAAGAGUUUGCCUAAUCUUAAAACUUUGAUAAUUUCUGACAACCCGAUUUUCGCGAUUGAAGCAAACACUUUUACGGGCCUUAAAAACCUAGUGUACCUGUCGCUUUCUUCUAACAGACUGAAAGAAAAAGCUAUAGAAGACCCAGCUGUGUUUUCAGGCAUGCCCAAACUGAGACAACUGGAACUAUUCAGCAAUGACAUUUCAUACAAGGAUGACACUCUGAAGACACCUCCUUUUGUAUAUUUAAAGUCACUGAAAAUACUGACUAUUCAUAGCCAACGAAAAGGUAUUGGUAAAAUUCCUUCAAACCUGCUUCAAGGCUUAACCUCCUUGGAAAUGUUCUACGGUGGAAACGUGAAUCUUGAUCAUCUGCAUCCAGAUACAUUCAACUCCACCCCUAAACUUUUUUUUUUGGAUCUUUCGAAGAACACAUUCCUAGUUGAGCAGUCCAUCUCUGCAGAGGUUUUUCGCCCAAUACCGAGGUUGACAAAGCUCAUCCUGUCCAGAACUCAGCUUCAUUCCCUCAAUUUCCUGUUAAACGCAAAUCUCUCAAGACUGUCAGUGUUAAAAGCCCCUGCAAACACACUGGACGUAAUCAACGAUACACUGAUUCAGUCGCUCCCUCGACUGAAGUACCUUGACUUAGAGAAUAAUACUUUCACUUGUGACUGUAGCAAUGCUUUUUUCAUUGACUGGGCGAUGAAUAAUAACUAUACCCAGGUUAUCUAUUUGAGCAAAUAUGCUUGCAGCUACCCACCUUCACUGAGAGGCAAAAGCCUCACAGACCUCAAUACAGAAUCUUGUAAUGUGAAUGUGGACUUCAUCUGCUUCGUCUGCAGCUCUGUCGUGGUCAUCUUCACCCUUUUGGUGUCUUUUAUUUAUCACUUCCUUCACUGGCAAGUGGUCUAUGCAUAUUACUUAUUUCUUGCCUUCCUAUAUGACAGCAAGAAGAAACAGACACAGCAGCAACUCAGGUUCCAGUACGACGCAUUCAUUUCCUACAAUGCCCAGGAUGAACCUUGGGUUGUGGAGGAGCUGGUGCCCAAUUUGGAGGAUAAGCAGGGCUGGAGACUGUGUCUACAUCACAGGGACUUUGAGCCAGGAAGGCCCAUCCUGGACAACAUCAUGGACGGUAUAUACAGCAGCCGUAAGACCAUUUGUGUAAUCACUCACAAUUACUUGAGGAGCAACUGGUGUUCCAAAGAAAUCCAGACGGCCAACUUCAGAUUGUUUGAUGAGCAGAAGGAUGUGUUGAUCCUAGUCUUCCUAGAGGACAUCCCUACGCAGCAGCUGUCUCCUUACCAUCAAAUGCGUAAGCUGGUGAAAAAGAAGACCUACCUCAAAUGGCCCAAACCUGGAGAAGAUACCAAAGUCUUCUGGCAGAAACUAAGGCUAGCUUUAGAGACAAAGGAAGACCUGGAUGAGAACGCUCUUCUUUCUGGACAAGAAGAGUGAAAUCUCACAUCACUUCUUCAAUGACGUGAAGGGAGAACAGAGAGAGAGGAGGUAAAAGAAACAGGAACUGUAUCAGCAGCUUCUAAACUGACAGACAUCAGAGAAUCUAAAGAGGGUACAAGAUAGAGACAUUCUUCAGGUUUGUGUCGAACAGCAGGCCUUCGUUCUUUCUGCCUCUACUCUGACCCCUAUUGUUCACCUCCCAGCAUGACUCCCUCCACCUACAUACGAGCCUACAAUGACUUCCUGCUCUGUGCUGCUGAUUACAGUACAAUUUAAGAGAAGAGUGCCACAACUGCUUGGACAGAUGUUGACGUUCUCUGCUAAGAACCAAGAGUCAAUAGAACAGUUGGAUUGUUUUUUUUCUUUAGUAUUUUUGGGGAAAUGCUCAGUCUUAUUUUACAAAGGGACCACUGAUAACCAUAAAGAGUUUAUAUUAUUCUAUUAUCCAUGUGUACUAUUGCAUCUUGUUGUACUGUCUGAUUUCAGAAACUAUUGUAUUUCAUAAGCAACGACCUGUAGUUACACGGAGAGUCACUUUACACUAUAAUGACAGUGUGUGUGUGUUCUGAAUCUUUGUGCAGUUUUACACCUAUAGUUCAUUUAAUCUGGUCCAAAUCUUGGUUUGGUUUGUUUUCAUGCAUCACAACAAACCAUGUGAGAGCAAGAAAGUAAAUACACAAAGAAGGACCUGUGUUCUGGACUAUUCAUGGCUGUGUCUGAACAACAGGAAAUGCUGACUUGAUGCCUUGCUGCCCACACUUGCUGAUCUCACUUAGAAGGCAGUGUAGUGGUGAAGGUCUCUUUAUCUGAAUGAUAUGCCAAAGUAUAGACAGCUCACCACUAGAUACGAGAGUUUAGCUGUGUUUUCUUUAGCUAGUAGCAUUUGAACUCAAUUAAAAAUAUAGAAUGAUAGAUUACUAAACUUGGAUUCAGACAUGAGUGGGUACCUUCCUGCCUUAAAGUCUGGCCUAAGUAGGCAGCAUUUUGAGCGUUUCAGACAUUGGGCAUAUUUCUGUGCAGUUUAACAUGGAGAAAGGAGGGUAAUAAUUCAUAGCUGUAGUAAUAAAUAAUCUGGGUAAUAUGUCCGGUUAAGGAUCUGUUGGCUCAAAUUUGUAGUGUACAUACUUUCUCACUACUCUAGGAUUUGUUUGGUACCCGACCUAGACCAUCUCCUAUCAAGGAGGGCCAAGGGUGCAUCUGUUGGCCCAUAUCAGUGUAUACAGUAUUAAUGCUCGACCAAUCAAAUGACAGAAAAGGUUAAAUAGUUAAGUGGUUUUUAACCUAGGUCUUUUCUAUUUAUACUUAUCUGACAAACCCACAUUGAUUAAAACUUACAGUUUUCACAUUUUUUUUCCUAUUCACAAUUAAUACUAACACUAGCAUUAAUAAAGUAAUAGUGUGUUAACAGGCAAAAACACAUCUAUAAAUAGCAUAAAAUAAUUGAUCAAUUGUUUACUGUUCAUUGUGUAUUUAAUGAACAGCACUAUACAUAAGUAAUAAAAUAAUAUUACUGUUUUAUAUAAAGCUCUGGAAAAAAAUAAUACUACUUAAAAAUUAUGAGUUUCUUUGAUUUUACCAAAUUGAAAUCCUCUGGAAUAUAAUCAAGAGGAAGAUGGAUGAUCACAAGCCAUUAAAACCAAGCUGAACUACCUGCAUUUUUGCACAAGAAGUGGCAUAAAGUUAUCUAAAAGUAGUGUGUAAGACUGGUGGAGGAGAACAUGCCAAGAUGCAUGAAAAAAACAGGGUUAUUCCACCAAAUACUGAUUUCUCUGCAUUAUUUUCUCUGCAGUAUCUUUUUUGUUAUUUCAGACAUUUCUAGUUUUCUUCAAAUAAAUGCUUAAAAUGACAAUAUUUUUGUUUGGAAUUUGGGAGAAAUGUUGUUUGUAGUUUAUAGAAUACAAUAUAAAUGUUCAUUUUACUCAAACAUAUACCUAUAAAUAGCAAAAUCAGAAAAACUGAUUCAGAAACUGAAGUGGUCUCUUAAUUUUUUCAAAAGCUGUAAAAACAAACCGGUGUUAUAAUCAUAUAUGACCCCUCAAGGAGCCAGGUGAACUCUGUUUAUCCACAGAAACUCAAACGUCAUCUUUGGCUGCUUAUUAGUGAUCUAGUUAGUAUACAAAAGCGAGAGUUUGUGGUCACUAAAGUUUACAUUUUCCUCCAGGUUUCAGUCAGUAGCUCUGGCUGCCUCCCCUCGGGAAAAUCCACACUUUAAUCACAUUCUAGAACAGUCACAUGAUAAAAGGAGAAGGAUAAUGAAUUCACUGGUUCACUUCCUCAUUGUGGCCGCUCAAACGAUUUUACACGCCCUUUGACUACAAGGCCAAGACAGAGGAAACGGACCUAAUGGGGUCAAUCAGGAAAAAAAACAUACUCCCCAUCCUGUUCACACUCCUCCUUACUGUGACUUCUCUCCAAAACCCACUAC